AUGUCCACCCCCUCCAACAUUUGCCAUCACCAGUCGGUCUUUCAUGGCCCCAAUUUCAAAAUAGUGAGCAGGCCAAACGGCUCUAAGAACAAGCCCAAGCCCACCUCCCUCUCAGUUGGCCAACCCAUUGAACUGUCUGUGAAACUUGUCACGAUCAACAUUGUUUUGGGUAGGGAUGUCAUGGAGAAAAUCCUUGACGUUGCUCGUCGUGACCAUGUUAGCCUCACCAUUCUCAAUGCCUCUGGCAUGAUAAAAAACGUAAUUGUUUGCAACCUACCACAAGGUGCCCCUACCUUGCUCAUUGGGCCCUUGACCUUGCUCUCCCUCAUUACCUUCUACUUAUACAACAACCAAUACACCCUUCACCUAGGAGCCACCCCUCCCCCUCCAUUUUCUUUCAGUAUCAAGCUUUGCACAUCUCAUGGACAAGUCUUCGAUGGACUUAUUGGUGGUAGCAUAAUUGUUGGUGACAAUGUCAGCCUCAUGCAAGAAAUAUAUGGCUUUGGGAUCGACCGCAUGUACCAUGGAAGGAAGGCAAUGGAUGGUUACACUUUGGUGUAUGAACCAGUGAAACUUUCCUGGUUUAAGAUUAUAGAGUGA
This is a messenger RNA of Glycine soja, 600 nucleotides long. Its product is annotated as AT-hook motif nuclear-localized protein 16-like. Gene Ontology annotation, molecular function: DNA-binding transcription factor activity; minor groove of adenine-thymine-rich DNA binding. NCBI's taxonomy places the organism in Eukaryota, Viridiplantae, Streptophyta, Magnoliopsida, Fabales, Fabaceae. The coding region runs from base 1 to 600 and encodes 199 amino acids. Gene Ontology annotation, cellular component: nucleus. The transcript is spliced from 2 exons. The record is from RefSeq and is a predicted model, not a curated record.